AUGGAGACGGAACUCACAGCGAUGUCUCUGGAGGCACGACACACUCGCUCGCACUCUCAUCCCGCUCCAGACUGGGACAAAAGGAAAGGCAUGCACAUGGCUGAUCUCCUCUUCGCCUCCCACUGCUCUUAACGUCUCCCUCCCUUCUUAGCAUUUACCAGCAGGACAGAAGAGGCCAAAAAACCCCUGGGAUAUACCCACAGUUCUUCAGAUAUAAGGAGAGGAGAGCUAGGGUCGCAGAAGAACCUGGAGCAAAGCUGUCACUCACAGGCAGAUGCUGCUCACUGCUGGGUCUUGGUCAGAUGACAUCGCUGUUGACUGGCACUGUUCCGGGAGCAGUGGUUCACUUUGGGCAGGUGCGCUCUGAGAUUGUGAUGAGGGGCCGGGGUCACAGGUCUGUGGAUGUAGAGGAGCUGCUUCGGCAGUCUCAGGCUGAGUUGCUAUGGAUACAGAGACAGCUGUCAAUCAUCUCGGCAAGGAAUGCUCGACACACGCGGGCAAAAGACAGGCUGAGGCACGAAGUGGCCCCGCAGCACGUCUCCACCCUCUCCCCCCAGAAUGUGAAUCUCUGCCAACUACUGGAGGACAGGAACCAAGACCUCAAGCGUGAACUGGCCACCCUCAAGCAGGAGAAACAGCGCUACAAGUCCCUGGAGACCGAGGUCAGAGAAAGAAGGGCCAAGUGUCGGGCGUUAGAGAAGGAGGUGAAGAGUACAUGCCUUUCAUGUCAGACUUUGAAGAGCGAGCUACAUGAUGCCUUGCAGGAGAGGAAUCGUCUCAAUCUGCAGUUGCUCAGUCACAGCCUGAAGGCUGCGCAGUAUGAACAGGUGAAGUCAGACUAUGAGCAGCUCCGAGAGACCUUUGGUACUGUGACUCAGGAGCGAGACUUGGCACGCCAGGAGAAGAACCAGCUCCAAGACCAACUUGAGAACCUUGAGCAGGUCCUGAAGCAUAUGCGAGAAGCUGCUGACCGGACGCAGCAGUUGGAGGCGGAGCAUGAUCAGGCCCUGGCUGUCCUCAGCACCAAGCAGCAGGAGAUCCACCUUCUGCAGAAGGCUCAGGUUGAAGCCGAGAAGGAGCACGAGGGAGCGGUUCAUGUGCUAGAGGUCAAAGUUCGCAACCUGGAACAGAAAUGCAGGUCUCAAAGUGAGCAGUUCACCCUUCUGUCUAAAGAACUUCAUAAGUUCCGAGUGGAGGCUGACACUGUGGACAUCCUGAGCGCUGACCCCUCUCCUGUGUUGAAGGCUGCCCAUCUCCCAGAGAAAAACCUCUCUCUCACUGUCAACGGUCGACCCUCUCAGCCUGGGAAAGGCAAUGAGAGACCUGCGGGCAGUCCGCUGAAAGCCGAGACCCCUCACCCCCUGCCCGCCGCUGCUGCCGCUGCUGCCCGACACAAGCCCGAGUCGUUGUCCGUCAAACCCAUCAUCCUGACCAGGAGUAGGCCCUCCAGCCCGCAGCGGGCAGGCCCCUCAGAGAUGGAGGAUGAGGUGAGUCCAUCUCCCAGGUCCAAACCCCGCUACACAGGACAGGUCCGCCUCUGCACUGCCCGCUAUAGCUAUAACCCUUAUGAUGGACCUAAUGAGCAUCCGGAGGCAGAGCUCCCCCUGGUGGCGGGGAAGUACCUGUAUGUCUAUGGGACUAUGGAUGAUGAUGGCUUCUAUGAAGGAGAGCUGCUGGAUGGACAGCGCGGCCUUGUCCCCUCCAACUUUGUGGAGUUCAUCCAGGACAAGGAGAAGCCCCCGGCCGAGGGUGGGGAUGACCUGGGCCCUCUGGAGCGUAGCCGUCUAGGCCUUGGCUCGGGCGACGGGGCCGGGGGCCUGGGGGGGCCCUUGGACAGCCUGGGCAUGGGUGACCCUCUGGGGCCCUGCAGCAAUGGCACGGGGGGCCCGCAGGAAGGGGACGAGCUGUCCGACAACGUGGUGCCUUACCCGCGGCGGCUCACGCUAAUCAAGCAGCUGGCGCGCAGCGUGAUCGUGGCCUGGGAGCCGCCGCAGGUGCCGCUCGGCUGGGGUUCGGGCGCGGCGGGCACCGGUGCGGGCGGCGGAGGGGGCGGCGUCAGCGGCUACAACGUGCUGGUGGACGGCGAGGUGCGCUCCAGCGUGCCGUUCGGCGGGCGCACCAAGCUGCUGCUGGAGAAGCUGGACCUGGCGGCCGCCACCUACCGCGUGUCCGUGCAAAGUUUGACCGAGUGCGGGCCCUCGGACGAGCUGCGCUGCUCACUGCUGGUGGGCUGCGGCGUGACGGUGGCGCCGUGCGGCCUGCGCGUCGACAACAUCAUGCUGGACUCGGCCGAGCUCUCGUGGCUGCCCAGCAACAGCAACUACGCACACGCCAUCUACCUGGACGGCGUGGAGCAGGCGGUGGUGCGGCCUUGCUGCUACCGGUACCGCUUCACUGGCCUCAAGGCCACAACUGUGUACAAGGUGCGGGUGGUGGCCAAACCCCACCAGAUGCCCUGGCAACUGCCCCUGGAGCAGAGGGAGAAGAAGGAGGUGGGGGUGGAGUUCUGCACCCAGGCGGCAGUUCAGACAUGUCAAGGUCCCCCACUACCUCCGCAAGAGGUUCAGGUCCAAUGCGGUCCAGGUCCUGGGGUCCUACAGGUCUCUUGGAAACCCCCACUACUCACGCCUAUGGGGACCUCCAAUGGGGCCAAUGUCAUUGGGUACGCCGUGUGCACCAAGGGACAGAAGAUAGCUGAGGUGAUGUUUCCAUUGGCGGACUACGUGACUGUGGAGUUGAACCGAAUCCAAUGUCUGGAGGCGCGCGAGGUCGUCGUCCGGACCCUGUCAGCACAAGGAGAGUCGCAAGACUCGCCCGUCGCAACCAUUCCAAACAACCUGCUGGUGCCUCCGCCUGGUGCUCCCCAUCAGCACCCCCACCCCCCCCCCCCACGCGCCUCCGCCUCACCUCCAGUCCCCGCUACGCCCUCAGCCCCAGCCGAUGCCCCCGCACCAGCACCCGGGCCCCCAGCAACCGCAGCCUCAGAUGCAGCCGCACCCUCCACCCCACGCUCCGCCCCACCCGGUCCCCCAGCCCUCGCCCAGCCACUUCCAGCCCCUGCCGCAGCAGCCUCCCCGACACCUGCCCCCGCACCCUCCGCACCCACACCCGCAGCCUCCGCCACACCUCCACCCGCUGCCCCCUCACCCAGGCCCCCAGCCCCAGCCCCACAUCCCCAUGCCCCAGCCGCACAUCCCGCAGCUGGCCCACCCGGCUCGGGGCAUCCGCAGAGACCACUAAGUGCCAGAGAGCUGGAAACCAAAGAGCCCGGGCUGCCCGGGGGGCCUCCCGGCGCCGGGCACCACGGCCCUCCAGGCGGCCAGCAGCCGUGGGAGCCCCUGCGCUCGCCCUCGAGCGGCCCCAUGCCCCGCGGGCCCGCACACGGACACAUGCUGGAGGCGCCAGCCCACCCCAACCGCCGCUCGCCCUCACCACAGAGGAUCCUGCCGCAGCCUCGCGGCACGCUCAUCCCCGACACGGUAGCCAAGGCCAUCGCCAGAGAGGCAGCACAGAGGGUGGCCGCCGAGAAUGGACGGACUGAGAGGAGGAGCCAGCCUUUCCACCAGCAGGGCUCAGAUGAAGAAGAGGAUGAGGAAGGUUACGGCCAGGGACGGCGUAGAGGGGCAUCUGUGGACGACUUCCUCCGUGGCUCUGAGCUGGGCAGACAGGUUGGGGCUCUCCCUUCGUCUGGGCGUCUGGAGCGCGGUGACAAUCGACGUCAGGGUCACGGCGGACCUCAACCCCAGCGCCGGCCUCUCAUGGUGCCCUCAAUUGAUGGGUACAGGGACCGAGACCGACGGUCACCUCCCUACUACGACGAGUCAGAACCCGAGGACCAGUGUCGAAUCUUUGUGGCGCUCUUCGACUACGAUCCCCUGUCCAUGUCCCCUAACCCGGACGCAGCCGAGGAGGAGCUGCCAUUCAAAGAGGGCCAGAUCAUCCGGGUGUAUGGCGAUAAGGAUACGGACGGCUUUUAUCGGGGUGAAAUUCGUGAUCGUUCCGGCCUGAUUCCCUGCAACAUGGUCUCAGAGAUCCGUGCGGAAGAUGAAGAAACAAGAGAACAGCUCCUCAAACAAGGCUUUCUGUCUCUGAACACACCUGUGGACAAAAUAGAGCAGAACAGGAGAGGAGGCAGGCAUGCUGUGGCCACCAGGAGGAUGGUGGCUCUGUACGACUACGACCCCAGAGAGAGCUCCCCAAACGUGGAUGUGGAGGCUGAGCUGACGUUCUGCGCUGGCGACAUCAUCGCUGUGUUUGGGGAGAUUGAUGAAGAUGGAUUUUAUUAUGGUGAGAUCAAUGGCCACCGGGGCCUGGUCCCCUCCAACUUUCUCGAAGAAGUGCCUGACGACGUGGAGGUCUACCUGACGGACACGCCCCCUCGCGGCGGGCAGCCGGCCGAGCCCGAGGCGGAAGCGGCUCCGGUCCCGCCGCCGCAGGCCGAGGCCAAACGGCAGGUACCCGUGGAAACGGCCCCCUCACCCGGACGCCCUGCCUCCCCCAUCGUGCGCCCGCAGCUUGUCCCCAUCCCCAUGAGGCCCCUGAGCCCCAUACGCGGGCCCCAGGACCUGGCCUCCAAAAAGAAAAAAGGACUGCUCUCGAAAGGGAAGAAGUUGCUGAAAAAGUUCUCCACCGCAAAAUAGACCCAUGGUCAUCCUCAGCCAAGUCAUAAGUAUGCAGGUACUGACUGUGGAGGAUGAGUUGAGAUAAGGGCGCGCUUGCCAAUGUUUGGGAUCGGCGUCAAGAAAAAAAGAUCUUGUUACCACGUAGUGCCGAUUGUGUGAUUGAAACGGGUCAGUUAGUUCCUCAAAAGUUCAUUGCUUUCAAUCAGAAUGUGUGGGGAGAUAGCAAUGACAGGUCAUUGAUUCAGUCUUUUAGUUCAAGCAGUAAAUACUGAGAAAGCUUCAGUGCCAAGAUGUACGUGGAUAUUUACAAUUUCUUGGUUUUAAACUGCAGGGAUCUUUAUGAUUUGUGACAAGGGCAAAUGUGCAACAUAUAUACAGUGCACACACGCACACACACAUAGACACACACACUUGUUUGUUCAUGGUGAGUGACAGGGAGGUAUGAGCUGAAAUUGUGCAUCAGGGUAUGGAAAGAUUCAUGCAAACAAAUCUACGCCAAGAGUCACCUAGACCAGAAAAUAACAGUAUAUAUAUAUAAAUAUAUAUAUAUAUAUAUAUAUACUAUCAUCUAUUAUCAAUACUUCCUCAUAUAUUUAUCUAGAUACCUUCAGUGCAAUAUACAGCGUCUGUUCAGAAUAAUACAUUUUACAGGAGGUGUUUGACACUUGACUUUGUAUGAGAGGUGUUUUGUGCUAUAGUGUUUAGACAGGGUGCUUCAGAGGUCGAGAGCUUGAAUGAGUAAUAUAUGAAAACUUUCUCACCAUCUCAGUGGCCUUCAUCUAAACAAAACAAACAAACAAACAAACAAAAAAAACUACAAUGACCAAGAUGCUCUUCUGCUGUGACUGCUGUGCUCUUUCUCCACCUCGUGUUUUCUUCUCCCAUCAGUCUGUGCCAAGUACCUACUCUGGACUGCGUAAUGUGUGGGACUGGCGACUUUUCAAUGGGCCAUGGCCAUGUUUGGUUGAAUCCAGCCUCUUGUGUUUUGCCUUUCAAAAUGCACAAUUGUUUGUGUUUCACUCGGUGAGUGGAGAGUGACUGGUCUCUGUGUGCUUGUGUGGGUAUGUGGCUGUAUAUAAUGUGGGUCUGUGUGUGUGUGUGUGUGUGUGUGUGAGAGAGAGAGACAGACAGAGAGAGAGAAUGAGAGAGAGUGUGUGUGUUUCCGUGUGUGUGACUCACUGUCUUUUGUGUGUUCAUGUUUGUAAAUCCGUUCAACAAAGAGAAACAGAUAUAAAAAUUGAACUAGAAAAAAAAAUGUAUCAAAGUCACGUGAUCAUGUGCUGUGCUGCUAACCUACAUAGUGUCACAUUUUUUUGUUCACUGUCGCCAGGUGAUGGUUGCUCUUUCUCACUCAAGUAGGAAAUAUAUUUACUCAAAGAUGUCUAGGUGUGCAGUACCUUCUGAUUUUACAGCGUUUACUCGUUUACAUAGUGGCCCUUCUGUGUCAGCAGAAGUGGCACUCCUGUGCGAAUCUGUGAAAGGAUGAGAUUUGGUAAAUACUUUGGUAAGACCCCUGGACUUCAGCCUGUUCAGUCCUUGAUUUAUCCCAACCAAAUGGGUGACAUGGUAUGACUUCUAGAUUGGUAUGACUAGUUGGUGACAAAUCAGAAAUCAUUCAAACACAACUCAAACAAUUGGCCAAGUGUGUUUGUUUUGCUCCCACUGAACCAAGAUAACGGUCGGUGUAGCCCAAAUACUCAUGCAAUCGGAUCAAAAACUGAGCUAGGCUUUGCCAACACUUUCUUUUCCCUGUGUUGAAAUCAGAGUGAGUAUUUUACUAAAAGAGACCUUUCACAAUCAGCAAGAGUGUUAUGACCAAUGUAAUGAUUCUUUUGAUGUAAUGCAUAUGAAGUUUUGUAUAUGUUUGUAUGUAAAUGAGACAUAUGUUGCUGAAUAAAAGGAUGACUGCCAAAAAGUGUAUGAAGCAUUCAGCUGCCAGUAUAGCUUGUACCAUUAUUUUUUUGCCAAACCAUUUUGUCAUUUACUUAUUUAUGGAAAAGAGAGAAAGACUAACUUAAUAACUACACUGAGAUCUCACUUUAUAGUCCAUUUGUGGCUGGCAAUGGUAUCUUAACUGUUUGAGUGGCUGUUGGUCUUUUGUACUUUUACUCAUUUGUAGAUAAUUUAUUAUUAAUGUUUAUACUUGAUUUUUCAGAUUGCAUUUUUAGUGCAUCAGGAUGUAUUACUUGACAGUGCAAGCAGUAUUCAUGGUGUUCUCAAGAAAAGUCUCAGUUGCUCGCCCUGUGAAUCUAAAGACUAUGAGAUGAAAUCAGUGGAAUGUGUCUAUGAGUAUCAUAUGCUGUGUGGCUGUGCAUGUGUUAAUCACACCUUUUCUAAUGAAAAUAAAUUUGAUAUUUUUCAA
Alosa alosa (allis shad) is the source of this 6984-nucleotide messenger RNA. It is a transcript of the gene rimbp2a, whose product is annotated as RIMS binding protein 2a. Bases 303 to 4640 code for a protein of 1445 amino acids. Gene Ontology annotation, biological process: neuromuscular synaptic transmission. The transcript is spliced from 24 exons. The record is from RefSeq and is a predicted model, not a curated record. Gene Ontology annotation, molecular function: protein binding. Lineage: Eukaryota; Metazoa; Chordata; Actinopteri; Clupeiformes; Clupeidae.